AUGAUUGAAGAAUCAGAACGUCAUUUCGAAAUAAUAAUGAACAGACCAACACUUGAGGAAAUGAACAAGCCUUCCCACAUUGGCGGUUGCCUUCCUAUUUGGGGGAUCAUUUAUCUGGAUUUCGUUGACUUUGAUGUCAUCGAGAACCACCAGUCAACUAUUGAUUAUUCUCUACCCCGGAUCAGCCACAUUAAGAAUGCUGACUUCCAAUACCUAGCUUUGGUUGAUAGGAAUUAUGAGUCUAGGAAAGCGUUUGGAGUACUACCAUUAUACUAA
Molecule: messenger RNA, 276 nt
Organism: Triticum turgidum subsp. durum (durum wheat)
Lineage: Eukaryota; Viridiplantae; Streptophyta; Magnoliopsida; Poales; Poaceae
Source: the annotation of a GenBank genome assembly